Vespa velutina is the source of this 6899-nucleotide messenger RNA. RefSeq lists its product as uncharacterized. Gene Ontology annotation, molecular function: serine-type endopeptidase activity. The record is from RefSeq and is a predicted model, not a curated record. The transcript is spliced from 14 exons. Gene Ontology annotation, biological process: proteolysis. The coding region runs from base 69 to 3137 and encodes 1022 amino acids. Lineage: Eukaryota; Metazoa; Arthropoda; Insecta; Hymenoptera; Vespidae.
CCAGUAGUUCACCUUAUAUAUAUCGACAAAUUUGGAUAACUUUCAGUUGUUAAGUAUAUCUCUUAAUAAUGUUAGUCAAAUUCGUUCUUGCUACCAUCCUGGUAAUUCAGGCAUGCUGGGCCACACCCUUGAGCCCACGUAUCACGGGUGGAGUUGAUGCCAAACCAGGCCAAUUCCCAUAUCAAGUAUCCGUUCGUUGGGGUAUACCACAUUUGAUCUCUUACAGACACAUUUGUGGUGGAACUAUCUUAAAUGAUAAAUAUGUAUUAACCGCUGGACAUUGUAUCAUGAAGUUUGGAUCCUUCAAGGUUGCAGUUGGUAAACACUAUCUUCUACGAACCGAAGAAACUGAACAAGACGUCGAUGUUCUAAAGACGAUCGUUCACGAAGGCUACAAUGGAGGCAUAGCACAAAAUGAUAUUGCUCUGUUGCAAUUGAAAGUACCGCUGAAAUUAAAUGACCGAGUCAAAGUAGCCAGUCUUCCUCUUCAAGACGAAAAACAAACCGGAAAUGCAAUUCUUUCGGGAUGGGGCUCGGUAUCGAGACAAAUUAAACAAGUAAUUCCACCUGUUCUUCAAACAGCUGUAGUACCUUUAAUAGAUAAUGAUGCAUGCUUGGCUAAACUCCAAUCCGUUAAAUCUAUCGGAAAGAAACCACAACUUUUCCCAACUCAAAUUUGUUCUGACGCUGGGGAUAAUGAGAAUCUCUCUGCUUGCUCCGGUGACUCUGGUGGUCCAUUGGUUCAAUUAAAGAAUGAUAUACCUGUUGUUAUUGGUAUCGUCUCAUGGGGAACUUUACCAUGUGGACAUGGCAUGCCAUCUGUCUAUACUCGCGUCUCUUCUUACGUGAAAUGGAUCGAAAGCCAUCCCUAUCUAGGCUUCAACUUACCCUUAUUUUCCCCACGUAUCGUUGGCGGAGAAAAUGCAAAUAAAGGAGAAUUUCCCUAUCAAGUAUCCUUGCAAUGGGGUUUAACUUCAAGUAAUACUAAACACUUCUGCGGUGGAUCGAUCCUAAACGAAAAAUGGAUUAUAACUGCUGGACAUUGUAUUCUAGCUGUCCCAAGUGUCGGAGCGUUUGUUGUAAAAGCCGGAAAACAUAAUAUUAAAUACUCCGAAAAGGGUGAACAAAUUAUUAAAGUAAAAAGGUCUAUCGUACAUGAACUCUAUCCUGGUGGCGUUGCUCCUUACGACAUAGCUCUUGUCGAACUACAGGCACCUUUGUCUUUGAGCAAGGAAAUAUCCGCAAUAAAUUUACCAAACCCUGAAGACGUACCAACCGGUAAUGUCCUUCUCAGUGGUUGGGGAUCAAUAUCGAAAACUUCUGUCGCAGAAAUGCCCGAUAUUUUGCAAAAAGCAAAUCUCCCACUCAUCAGUAUAAAUGAAUGUUAUAACGCAUUAAAUGAUUUGAUUGGACCAUCACCUCUUGCCGACACCAACAUUUGCUCUGGUCCCUUGACCGGAGGAUAUUCAGCUUGCAGUGGUGAUUCUGGUGGCCCUCUCGUUCAGAAAUCUAACGGAAAAACUGAAUUAGUUGGUAUCGUUUCUUGGGGUAUCAUACCAUGUGGUACUCGUGGUGCACCAUCCGUCUAUACGAGGUCGCCCUCAUUUUCACCACGUAUGAUUAGUGGAGCAGAUGCAAAAAAAGGUGAAUUUCCUUAUCAAGUUUCCUUGCAAUGGGGUUUAACUGUUUCUAGGUUACAACACUUUUGCGGUGGAGCGAUCAUAAACGAGAAUUGGAUUCUAACUGCCGGACAUUGUAUUUUGCCUGUACCACGUUACGGCAAGUUCUUUGUAAAAGCUGGAAAAUAUAAUAUUCGUUCCAUCGAAGAUACGGAACAAAGUAUUGAAGUAGAAAAGGCCAUCAUACACGAAUCCUACAUUGGUGGCGUUGCUCCCUACGACAUAGCUUUGCUAAAACUAAAAACACCAUUGAUAUUGAGCUAUACAAUAUCCCCAGUGAAUUUACCAAUAAAUGGAAGCACACCAAAGCCAUAUUUAAAGCCUUUUUUCAGCGGUUGGGGAUCCGUAUCAACUGCUUCUUUCACAGAGAUGGCUGAUAAUUUGCAGAAAGCAAAUCCUACGAUUCUAUCUUUUUAUAAAUGUGAUGAACGCUUGAAAAAUCUGAUUGGAUCAUCGCCUCUUCACGUAACCAAUAUUUGCACUGAGUCCUUGAACGACGUCAAUCCUUGCAGUGGUGAUUCUGGUGGUCCACUCGUUUAUAAGAAUUCUGCUAAAUUACCUGAAAUAAUUGGUAUAGUUUCAUGGGGUAUUCAACCAUGUGGUACUCUUUUAAAUGUGAUAACGUGUAAAGAUAUUGAAGACAAUCCCAUGAUCAUAGAAUUUCCACAACGAUCAAUGAUGUUAGCCCAAAGACCAACAAGAAUAGUAGGUGGAAAGAACGCAGAAAAAGGAUUAUAUCCUUGGCAAUUGUCCAUUCAUUGGGGUGAUCCUUUACGUAAAUUACCACAAAGGCACAUAUGUGGUGGAAGUUUGUUAACAGCAGGCUGGGUAUUAACAGCCGGCCAUUGUAAAACUCUGGCACCAAAAAGUGGAGAAUUUCUUAUCUUAGCGGGCAAACAUAAGUUAGGUAUUCUUGAAGAUACCGAACAAAGUAGAAAGGUUGUUGAAGUUUUUGUCUAUCCUAUAUAUAACGGAACCGUAGCACCUUACGACAUAGCCUUGAUGAAACUGGAAUUCCCAUUCGAGUUGAAUCCAUUCGUAUCAACUGUUCUUUUACCAUAUCCUGAAACUAUUCCCGAAGGAGAAGCUAUAUUAACCGGUUGGGGAAGUAUCAGUAGAACGAAACUUCCAAAAAAUCCAGAAAUUCUUCAAGCCGCCACAUUGAAAAUAUUAGAUUACAAUUUGUGUAAACGUACGUUGGACAAAAGUUUACGUCACGAACGUCGAAAUCCAUUAGAUCAAACAAAUAUUUGCACGGGACCGCUCGAUGGUAGUUUAUCAGCAUGCAAGGGAGAUUCAGGAGGGCCAUUAGUAUCGUUAAAUGCAUUUGGACAAGUAGAAAUAAUCGGGAUAGUUUCAUGGGGUCUAUUUCCAUGCGGUGGUAAAAAUGCACCAUCUGUUUAUACCAGAGUAUCAGCAUACAUCACAUGGAUCUCCUGGCAAAUGUUGAAUCAUUGAUUCAACAUUUUGACGAAUAAAUUUCAACGACAGAACCAAUGAAAGAAACGUUCUUGAUAUUGUUUUAUUAUAAAUAUAUUUUAUUAUUCAAUAAAAAACAAUUAUAUUAUAUAUACCUAUAUAGAUACCCGACUGGUACUGAUAAAUAAUAAUUCGAUAGAUUAAUAAUAGAAGAUUAUGGCAUUUGUAGGGUUUGACUUAUAACAUACUAUCUAAUGGCAACUCGUUCUGUAUAUAUAUAUAUAUAUAUAAAUAAAAAUAUCACUUAUUGUUAAAAGCAAUACGAAUAAAUUUAUCAUCGAUUAAUAAAUAUCAAAUAUAUGUCUAUUUUCAAUUAUUAUAACAAUUUGCAAGCUUCAGUUAUAACUUGCACAGCAGCUAAUGCUUCUUUAGCAGUAGGAACGAUAUAACGUGCUGGUAGAACAAAACCAUAAAGCCCUGUAUCUCUCAAUUCAAUUGUAUAAGAAUAUUUGAUUUUUAAUAUAGCCUUCGCCCAAUCAUCGGAUCCACCUGCUGCUGCAUACAAAGUCGUUGCACUGUUACCAACUGUAUACGAACUCUGAGCUAUGUCUGCCUUUUUCAUUGCAUUUGCAGCAUCACGGCCGACUUUAUCAAGAUCAGCAUAAUCUGGUGGGACACGACGAUCAUAACCCCAUGGAUAUAAGAAAUACUGACCAUAACUGUGGAACGUUAAGUAUGCCUAAAACAAAUAAAUACCAAAAAAAAAAAAGGGAAAUAAAAAAACUCAUUUGUUAUCAAGACAUCGAAAGAAUCGUUCAUGUUAAAUAAAAAAAAUAAAAAAAUAAAAAAAUAAAAAAAAAAUAAAAAAAGAAAGGAAAGAGAAGAAAAUUCUAAUUGUUUAAAAUCUCGAAUACAAUGACACAAUGGAAACUUUCUACCUUUUGGAAAGUUAAGAGAAAAUUAACAAAUACGUGACCGAUCAACAUUUUUUCUUUUUCUUUUUUUUUUCUUUCGAAUAAAAACCAACCUUAAAAUCAGCCGCACUGGCCUCGAAGAAAUUCCUGAUUGCAUUUGUUUCCGGUUCGGAAAAUGCAGCAGAUCCAGCAAAGAUAUCGCUACAAGGAUUUUUACUAGUACCCAUUCCGCCCCACUUGUAUCCGAAAUUACGAUUGAGAUCUACACCAGUGCACUGACUACCUGCAUAACUUCGUCUAUUUUUUCGCCAGAGACGAUCAUUCGUGAAUGUAUAUUCGUAUCUAAAAAAAAAAAAACAAAAAAAAGAAAAAAUAGAUUCUUGUGAUCAGGAUUAACUAUGUUAAGAAAUAGUAUUCAAUUUAUAUAUGUAUAUAUAUAUAUAUAUACCCGUCUGGAUUGACAACAGGAAGUAUAUAAUAAUCAGCCUCUAGAGACUCGCUAUUUUCAACGAGAUAAUCAAUGAUGUAAGUUACAGCUGCUGGGGAUAUCCAUUCUCUGGCAUGGAUACCACCAUCGAUCCAUAAUGCUGGAACACCAGCCUUUCCAUUACUAAUCCUAAGAACCUAAAUGAGAUAUGAAUUAAAAAAAUAUAUAUAUAUAUUUUAUUUUUUUCAUAUCUUUUUUCCAAAAAAAAAAGAAAAAAAGGAGAAAAAAGAACUAGAUAUACCUUCAAAGGUCUGCCUUCAGCAGAAUUGCCAAUGUUCAUGACAGAACAAACGUCUGGAUAAGUUUGUGCUAAGAAAUCGAGAUAUCCAUAGAUAUCAUCGAGUGUAUGAUAACUCGUCCAUUCCAUUCUAUGACCUAAUUAUAACAUCUUACUCGUUAAAUUGCUUUCUGUUUGUGUUAGAAAUGACACAUGGCAAGAAACCAUUCCAUAGAUUCAGAAUACAACAAGCAUAUGAGACAAAUAAUUAAAUAAUUGAAUAAAUAUAAAUAUAAAUAAAUAAAUAUUUAUAUAUAUAUAUAUAUACAUAUAUAUCUAUGUGUGUGUGUGUGUGUGUGUAAAAAUAAAUAAAUAAAUAUAUCUAUGUAUAUAAAAAGUCUAAUGAAUGAAAAUGAAAAGAUUCUGAAUCGACAGAGUGGAUUGCACAGCCCAAAAAGCUCACCCCUAAAAUGCCAAGGGCCACCACCUCCAACAUAGUACGCAUUAGCUAUGGGAUAACGAAGAGGACGAGGACGUGGAUGAUAUUUACUUCGUUUUUUGAUCAUCAUUCCCUGCCACCAAGCGUAACGAGCUAAAAAAUUUCUACGAUUCUGUAUUCAACUAUUUAUUUUUAAUUUCCUAAUCGAACGCUAAUCAAAAAAAAUUCUCUCGAAAAAUUUUCUCCAUACUUUAAUCAUAUCGAUUUUCUUUAAAUCUUUUCACCCGAAAUAAAUGAAAUCAAAUUACAAAUCGAUCUAUAUAAAAUGAUUUAUAUGACGUUCAUCAAUCAAUAAUUUUUAUAUCUGAUAAAAUCUAAUCAAAUUCGCUUUGAUUCUUAAUCCAACUAUUUAUUUUUAAUUUUCUAAUAUCAAUUAAAAGAAAAAAUUAUUUGAAAUAUUAUCUCGAAAUUCUAAUGUCGUUGAUUUUACUUAUAUCAUUUUAUUAUGAAAUGAAAUAUCGUCAGAUUAGAGAUUGAUCGAUAAAAUGAUUUACAAUUGUUCACUUAUAAUUUUAAUAUCUAUUAGGAUAAUAUUCGUAAAUUGAAAAUGGUAUAGAGAAAAUGCUGAAUAUAAUUAACUAUGAUUAAUAGAUCAAAGCAAACGUUCUAACGUACGUUCACGCACGUGAAUUACAACUACAUAUUUACGUAUUUACAUAUACUCGUACAUGCUUUCAACAGAUAUAACUGUUUACAUUGAAUCGAUAUUGUCUCACCGAACUCCACGAAUCUGGGUUACUAGGUUUAAACCAUUAUAGAGGUCAACGACACUUACGAGAUACUUAUAAAUUCGGUCAAAAUGUUUCAAUAAAAAUCAAAAUAAAAUUAUCAUAGGAUAUUACGAAAGAGAAAAUAUUUUUAUUAUCUAUCAUUUCUUAUCAAAAUUGUCCGAGCAUUUUCAUUACUUUCAUAUAGAUCAUUAUUUGUAAUUUAUUGUCGUCUAUUCCGUUGAUUAAUUAAUUAAUUGUCAUUAAAAAUGCUUGCCUCUUGUCUAAUUUUUCAUUAGUGAAAUUUGCCGACGAUCUAAGAAUCAAGAAAAAAGAAAUCGAAGGAAACCUCUCUAUUGGAAAAUCACUUUCUAAUGGGUGAUCUAGUAAGAGUUUCGUUUUAUUUUCAUCAGCUUUCUUCGAUACGUGAUCAGUGUUGAUAAUGAAAUAACGAUUAUGUGCAUUCGCAUAACUGUAUGAGAGAGUGUUAAAAGAAAUGAAAUUCAUCGUCUAUCAUUUUUUCUUUUUGUUUCCUAACCAGUAAUAGCGAAGGAAAAACAAAAAAAAAAAGAAAAAAGACAAAGAAAAGAGAGAAAAAAAAGAAGAGAAGAAUUAAAUGAGAUCGAAAAGCAAACAUGAUUUUUAUUCGAAUGUAACAGGCAAUGAACGAGCAGCACAGAUAAAGAAAGAAACAAAAUAAAACGAAAAGAGAGAAAAAAAAAAAGAAAGAAAAAAGAAAAACAAAUCUAUCGAACCUUUGCGUCCCUCUAAUUCCUCCAUUAAUUCUGCCGACAGUGGUGGAUUUUCUUCGUCUAUAGCUUUCUGUAGAUCAUCGAUGACAACGUCAUAUCGAACUUUUUGCUCUCUCAAAAUUCUUGAUGCUCUUGGUAUUGCAUCUUGCUUGACCAUUAUGUCAGCGAUAGUAUCGUUAACGGACCAGAAUGAGAAUACUGUUUGUGAAAAAAAAAAAAAUAAAG